Messenger RNA from Chrysemys picta bellii (western painted turtle), 3044 nucleotides. It is a transcript of the gene ENTREP2, whose product is annotated as endosomal transmembrane epsin interactor 2. Gene Ontology annotation, cellular component: membrane. NCBI's taxonomy places the organism in Eukaryota, Metazoa, Chordata, Testudines, Emydidae. The record is from RefSeq and is a predicted model, not a curated record.
GCGGCGGGGGAGCGCUAGUCCGACUCGCAUGCACUGGCCAUGCCGGCUGGCUGUGCAGCCUGGCCGGGGCGGGGAGCGCUGAUCCCCUCGGCUGCGCCCUGACUCUGCAGCGGCGGAAGAGAGGGAGCUGUUGCCUUUUGCGAGGUAUGGGCUGCUGCUGUUCAGCUGGAGGCUCGCGUCUCCUGCGGGCCGUACAGCCCCUGUGCGGAGUCGGCUCCGGCUGCGCUGCGGGGCAUGAGCAGGGGCUUGCCUGAGCGCGCAACUUAUCCCGGACUCUGUACUGAGUUGCCCAGCAAAGUGCAUCCUCUCCUGGGAGCGCUGCAGAGAGACCGGCCUGGCCGCUGCCUCCGGCCCUGCCGGGGAUGCGCUCUGCGGAGAGCACCGCUGGCCAACGGGCAGCCCCCGAGCACCUGGAGACCCUGUGAGCGGGGCCGCUGCCCUCUUGCUGCCUCCGCCUUUGCUGCGUCCUGCUUUUCCCAGCAACGGUCUCUGGUGCCCUGUACAGGAUGCCGCUUGCCGGGGGCAGCGCGCUGCAGCCCCCUGGAGGGGCUCGCUCGCUCAGCCCCGCCGCCCUGUCCCGCAGUUUGUCCCGCCUGCGCGAGUAUCGGACCCGCUCCCGGAUCAUGCUGUCCCUGGGGGUCACCCAGAUGGUGCUCGGAUGCCUCAUCGUGGCCGUCAGCUUCGCUGCCCUGGCUCUCACCACCUCGGCCAGGGUCCGGCACUCCUGUCCCUUCUGGGCCGGCUUCUCGGUGCUGUUGUCAGGACUGAUUGGCGUUGUCUCAUGGAAAAGGCCUCUCUCACUUGUGAUAACCUUUUUCAUGCUACUGUCUGCAGUGUGUGUAAUGUUGAACUUGGCUGGUUCCAUUCUCUCAUGUCAGAAUGCUCAGCUGGUAAACUCCCUGGAAGGCUGUCAGUUGAUUAAAUUUGACAGUGAUGGUGUCUGUGUUUGCUGUGAAAUGCAGCAUCAAACAUCGGGCUGCAGCAACCUUGGAGAAACGCUGAAACUGAACCCACUGCAGGAGUGUAAUGUUGUGAGGCUGACCCUAAAGGAUCUGUUGUUCAGCGUGUGUGCUCUCAAUAUCAUCUCCACAAUUGUCUGUGCUUUGGCAACUGCAAUGUGCUGCAUGCAGAUGGUUUCUUCUGAUGUUUUGCAAAUGUUUCUGCCACAGAGGUCACAUUCCACCAACCCAGACUGUAUGACUCCCCAUGGAACUAUUCUGCAUCAGACCCUGGACUUUGAUGAGUUCAUACCUCCAAUACCACCACCACCCUAUUACCCACCUGAAUAUACCUGCGCACCUGUGAUGGAAGCACAGAGAGGUCUCCAUUUGGACUUUCCUCAUUCCCCCUUCAGUGCUUUAUAUGAGGUCACCAUUAACAGCCCAGGAAUGCUAUAUCCAACGGAGCUGCCCCCUCCUUAUGAAGCUGUUAUUGGACAGACCCCUGCUAGUCAGAUCACCGGUACAGCUCAGCAAGUGACUGAAUCCAGUUUGGGUGAGAGAAACAUGACAGCCGGCUUUAGCACACAAGUGUCUGUUGACAGUACCUCUCUUAUGGUCUCUGAGGUUGCUGAUAUCCCAGAUCAUAGUUACUCUUCAGAGGAUCUUUAUUCUCUGGAAGUUCAGGGGUCUCUUCGUUCCACAGACUUUUCUCCGUACAGUACAACCCACAAAGGCACCACAAACAGGAGCUGCACCAGUUUGGAUCACAGCAUUCGCUCUGGGUUUCACAGGACUAACUCUCAAUGUUCCCCUGAUGAGGAUGGGAGUUCCCGCAGCAGAGCCUCUAUGGACAGGUCUCAAGGCCAGGAAUAUGAGAACUAUGUUCAUGGCAGAGCCUCAGACUGCUCCUCAGAGAAUUUCAGCCCAUCAGAAAGAGAAUCCCAGAGCUCUGUUAGAGAAAACAAAGCCACGCCACCCUUGAAACAAGUGAAAAUAUGUUGUGGGGUCUUUAACCAGCCUGCUGCUGUACACUCUCAGCCCUCUCCCUGUUCUGUGCCUGCAAGUACUUCAUCACACUAUGGCUGCCCCGAGAGAACUGCCCAGCAGCAUUGCAUUAGAAAAUACGGCAUUCCAAACAUAGUCCGGUCUACUAGUGACCCUGUAUCAUGUUCAUCCAGCACAGAAGUUCCCGUUUGUAGUUCUCAUGUGGCUGCCUCUGCUUGCCAGGACUCUGUAAGCCGUUUCCCACCCACUGGAAAACAAAGAGAGACAAGGAAAAUUGACCUACAGUUAAAGCCAAAGGCCUUCAACACAAUCUCCAAAGAGCGACCGCACUCUUUAGUAGACCUUAAGGCCUAUAAAGACACAAAAAUUUUGGUGGCUAAAUUUUUGGAACAUUCAAAUUGUAAUCUCCCUCCAGAAGUGCGUCACGUUGUGAACAGCAUAAGAUCUGUAAUCAAAUCAGAUGAAAGACACAUGGAAGAAGCCAUCUUCAGUGCCAACAUUAUAGACCAGGUAAUUACAAGUUCCCAGCAGAAUGUGAAUACCUCUAGAAAACGACUUCAAGAAGAUCUUCACCUUCAGAGUUGUGGUGCUCUAAGUUCUCCAGUUGCCUUCUUACGCAGGUCCCACAUCACUCGCAGUUUAGAGCGGGACAGGCCACACAGUUUGAUUGGAGUUUGCCGGGAGACAAUCCUUUGACAACAGUUUACAGGUAUGCAGAAAAGCUGAUUCCAGCAAAGAGAAGAGUCCAGCACACAGAGAAAUGCAAAUAAUGGAUGGCUUAGAAAGGAAAAAAAAGUGUCUUCCUUUUGGAAUUCCACUUUCUACUUAAUAGUAGAAGAACAUCACUCUUUUUCUGAAUGUAAAUUUUUAAGCCCUGCAUUUUGCAAAAUUUAAAGGGUUAUUGUUAAACUUGUAACAAAUGUUUUCCCAAACAGACAUGCAUUGAUUUGAACAUAUUGAUGGAGAUGCUGCUGCCAUGCAGCAUUUCCUGAAAACCAUCACCAAGAGACUUUUUGUACAACUUAUAAGUUGCAUUUAUUUAAUGUACCUCAAUGGGUUUUAAUUAUCAUCAGUGUUUUAAUAAAAAGUAUUUCUGGA